AUGGACAACAGCGGCAAUGGUGGCAAGAAGGAAGACGACAAUAAUGUGGAUUCCCUCAUGAUGGCGGCGAUCCCACGACGGCCUCGUCCUCCAAGGCAAGAAUCCACCUCUUCCUUGACAUCAGCGUCGCUGACAUCGUCGCAAGUGCCGCGACGGCCCUCCACUGGGUCCUUGGAAAACAUGACCAUCCCAAGACGAAAGCCUCAUGAACGCACUGCUAGUAUGGGACAUGGAAGCUCUCAUCAUCAUCAAGCUCAACAGCAUAGGAGGCCCAGUAGCGGAGGUCCUCCGCCCAAACAUCCAUACCCGCCGCAGCAUCAUCACCAUGCUCGUGAUGCACCCAAACAAAAGCAUCCGUCACAGGAAGAGCCACCACAGCAACAACUGCAACUAAAACCUCCAAAAAAGAAGCGCAUUUCCAUCAUUUCGGAAUACCCUUACAUUGUCAGAAUCAAACUGAAGAAUGUACCAAUGAAUACUGGGGGAAUUACGCAGGCUCCCGCUCCCGUCAUUCCAAAGAAAAGAACAGCAGAAGCCAUGGAAACCAUCCCAGAAGAAACCGAGGAGUCCGUGCCUCAGGCGCCGCCACCCCCGGCACCUAGACCUCAGCGAAAGGCCGUCCAAGAUGAAGAAGAUGCCUUCUUGGAGGAUGACGAAGACGACCUCGCAUCGGGCCAACCUAGAACGAGUGUACGAACCCCCAAACGCGUUAGACCUUCCUAUGAAGAAGUUGGAGAAUCGGACGGUUUGGUGGACAGCAGUGAUGAAGAUGAUGAAAACUACGCCGCCAGACCCAAGAGCAAAAAGCUACGGAAAGGCGCACAGCAAAUGCCCAGUGGUCGAAGCGAUAAUGGCAGUAGUAAAGCAGCUGCCAAGGCUGCAACUGUCGCCAAGAGCACUCUGCCCUUGGGUCCCCUCUCUGUCACUGGAAAUAUUGAAAUCUUCAAUUACUUGGACCCUGACUUUGGAGCUGGAUCUUUCAACAAGGAUGGACAAGUGGAUGCUCCACCACCGGGAAUGCUUUCCGCUCUGUGGUAUUCCAGAGAAUGCAUCUCCAGCGUUUUUGUGGUGGACAAGAUUGUGGGCUGGAAGCGACGAUCCGUCAUCUCGUUGCAAUGGCAAGAUGCCAAUGCACUCAAGUUUCUCGAUCCGCAGGAAGCGGCCAGUCUGUCUCAAAAGGCACUGACACAUGUCGACUUUUGGAAGGACCCACUCAAGCGAAUGGAAGCUUCGCGAAUCAAUGUCACGCAGUGCCCCGUCGUUACAACCAUUGCUGCUGAACGGGAAAAGGCCAAGUCAGUGGAAGAGAGUGUUAACCCCAUGUACACCAUCCAGGUAUCCAAUGAACAUAAGGAGGAUGUGCUACUUGUCAAAUGGCGAGGACGGUCGUACCUGCAUUGCAGCUGGGAGCGACCAAGUGACAUUCUGAAAACGGAUACUGCCAAUCAAACAGCUCGUCACAAGAUCCGACGAUACUAUCAAAGCCAAGAGCUCGCUCUGGGGAAAGAUUGGAAAAAGUUUAUUGAAGAAGAACGAGCUACAGCAGCUGCUAUUCAGAGUCAUGGUGAUGCUUCAGAAGAGAAGCAAGCUGAACAACAUGGGGGGAGCGAAGAAUUCUUCCCGGCGCAAAACAUGGAAAUCGAGCGCAUUGUGGGGUGUGAUGAGAAUGAAAUGGAUUUGAAUGUUUUGGCCACGCAACGAGCGUUGAAUAUCCGAGCAGAGCAAGAUGCACAGAGGCUCAAAGAGGAGUUGGAAGCUCGCAGCGGCAGCAACGUGGAGACGGCGACGGGAGAAGCAACAUCAUCACCCGCCAAGCCCAAAACGAAUCCUAUUAUCAUCAAAGAUCUCGUAGAUAUUCACAAAACCGAGGAACCCUGGGAUCCUGAAGGCAACGUGCGAUAUGUAGUAAAGUGGAAGGGAUUGCCAUGGGCUGAUCUCACCUGGGAAUAUUGGAGGGACAUCAAACGAGAUGCAGUGGAUGAAUGCGAAGACUUUUGGCAUCGACAAAAGCCCCCCGCUCCAGAAUUGCUGAAGGAGAUUGUGAACACACCGCAUCCCCACGUGAGGGAUUUCCGAAAGCUUCAGGAAACGGCUACCUACGGGAUAUCCUCGCGAGUAAGACCAGUCGCGAAGCUGCUGGGGGAUGAUGACAAGAUGGAGGAGGAAGAGAGUGAGCCGAAGCAAGGGUUCAGGCUUCGGGCAUACCAGCUGGAAGGUGUCAAUUGGCUGCUAUUCAACUGGUGGAACAAACGUUCCUGUAUUCUUGCUGAUGAGAUGGGUUUGGGGAAGACCGUUCAAACCUUGGGCUUCCUUCAAGAGCUAUGGCGCAAUCCAUUGGCAAGAGUUCGAGGACCCUUCCUGAUUGUUGCGCCUUUGUCACUGAUCGCUCAGUGGCAAUCGGAAGCUCGCUCUUGGGCACCUGAUUUCAACGUCGUCCUGUAUCAUGGCUCGGCAGAUGCUCGUGAGUUUCUGGCUCAGCAAGAAUUCUUCUACACCGAGCAGUUCAUCCCGAAGACCGAUGCCGCCAAGCUCAUGAAACAGCAUGUAACCAAAUUCAAUCUCCUUAUCACAACCUAUGAGGUGGUUCUAAAGGACAUUGCUGUGCUUUCCAGGAUCAAAUGGCGGGCUCUAAUUGUAGACGAAGCUCACAGACUGAAGAAUCCAGACUCUCGGCUCUUUGCGGAAUUGGCAUCCGUGCCUAGGGACCACUGCGUGCUUUUGACAGGUACUCCUCUGGCUAACAACACUGAGGAACUCUGGGCGUUGCUGCACUUCGAUGAUCCCGUGACGUUUGCUGAUAGGGAAGGCUUCACUGAAAAAUUUGGUCAAUUGAAUGACUCUACCCAGGUGAACGAGCUCCACAAUAUCUUGAAGCCAUUUCUGCUUCGUCGAGUCAAAGAGGACGUGGAAACAUCUCUUCCUCCAAAGGAAGAAAUCAUCCUGGAAGUUACUCUAACGCCUAUCCAGAAGAAAUACUACAAAGCUAUCUAUGAGCGGAACACAGCCUUCCUCUACAAGGGUGCCAAACCAAGCAAUGCACCAAGUUUGAUGAAUGUGAUGAUGGAACUCAGGAAGAUUUGUAACCAUCCGUACUUGGUGAAGGGCGUCGAAGACCGGAUCUUGACCGACGCAGCCGCUAACUGGAAGGCCAAAGAUGCCGAGGGGAAAGAUCUACCGGUGGAUUAUGUAAAGCUCUUUGGAGAGCAAUUGGUCAAGUCUUCCGGCAAGAUGGUCCUUCUCGAAAAGCUUCUCAAAAAGCUGUUCACGGGCGGGCAUAAGGUCCUCAUUUUUAGUCAAAUGGUUCGUGUCCUUGAUCUUUUGGAGGAGUUGCUCAAACUUUGCAAAUAUCGCUACGAGAGACUUGAUGGAUCCACGUCUUCUUCAUCAAGAGCUUCCGCUGUCGACCGAUUCAAUCGCAAGUCUUGUCAGCGAUUUGUCAUGCUUCUGAGUACGAGAGCCGGGGGUUUAGGGUUGAACCUCACGUCGGCCGAUACCAUUGUAAUCUUUGACUCAGACUGGAAUCCCCAGAACGAUCUCCAAGCCAUGGCGCGAGCUCACAGAAUCGGCCAAACAAGAAAAGUCCAGAUCUUUCGAUUGCUGACGGCCAAGACCUACGAGAUGCACAUGUUCCACAGUGCGAGCAUGAAGCUUGGCCUUGAGCGAGCAGUGCUGGCCCAACAGCGAGACCAGAAAGAUGAUGAAACCGAAGAAGGCAAGAAACCAAAGAGUGAGAAGGAAGCACACGCAAAAGAGAUUGACGAGCUACUCAAGAAGGGUGCUUAUGACAUCUUCAGAGAUGAAGACGAUGCCGAGGCAGAAAAGUUCAUGGAGACGGACAUCGACCAGCUCCUGGAGCGGAGUUCCAAGAAAGUCACGUACGGCGCUGGCUCCGCUGCGUCGAUGGGAAGUGGACUUGGUAGCUUCAGUAAGGCCAGUUUCGUUACUGAUACAGGAGACGGAGAAAAGGACGUCGACCUUGAUGAUCCAGACUUUUGGCAUAAGGCCGUUGGUCUUGACAUUCCCGUUGAAACCCCUGAGGAAGUUGCACAAAUGAUUGAUGAUGGAGUGAAGCGAAAACGAACGCAGGUGCAACAGUACAACCCGUAUGCAGAGCUAAAUGAACUCGAGCAGCGUAAGAAGGACAAAAUUGCACUGAAGGAGCAAGAGGAGAAAGAAGAAAAGGAGCGUAUCAGAGCAGAGAAAAAGAAGAAAAAGAAAAAGAAGAAAAAAGAGGCGAAGGAGAAAGAAGGAAAAGAGCGGGAGGGGCAAGCAAAGCAGCAAGACAAGUCAAAGCCGACUUCAACGCCCUGUGCAUCAACCAAUACUGGAGCGACAGCGUCCGUCAAAGAGGGAGAGAAGCCCAAGAAAGUGGUGCAAAAGGAUGCAGCUGCGAUUAAGAGGCAGAAGAAGAACGGAAAGAUACGAGCUCUUCGUAGAGCCGCGAAUGCGGACCCCGCCUUUGAGCGUCUGAAGCAAGGGUGGGAAGCGCCGCAACGAAACAGGGUGAUUGCAGCGGCGCUGAGGUUUGGAUUCGGUCGCUUCACCAAGAUCCGACACGAAUCGAAUUUGACUUCGUUGCCGCUGCAGGACAUUGAGGUGUUCAUCCGCUCAUAUAUCUACCAAAUAUCCAUGCAGGUUGCUCUUGCACUGCUGGCCCGCAUGCAAAAGCCAGACAAUCAGCUGGAAUCCCCGGAUUUUCGCUUGCUGAUUCAAGAAUGGAUGGGCCCUGGUUCUGAAGUUGAAUUGGAAUGGCUCUGCUCGUCGAUUGGGUCUGUAACGGAGCAGCACAUGCAGGUUCUGAGCUGUCGCAGGUUUCUCAGGUUGCCGCUAAUAUUGGCAGAGCCUUCUUACGUUGAAAGUCUACGACAAGGGGCGGCUCUACGAGCACUUCGCCGUGUUGGCAUCUUAUCUCGACUGAAUCGGGUCGUCGAGGAAGGAUUAGAUUCUGUCCUCUCAGUGCUUGGCCACGAAGAGCUGGCCAAGCGAGGCUGUGGAACUAGUGACCUUUCAACUCUUGAUUCCGACCUUCGGGCGCGACACGUAACAGCAGAGGAGCUAUCAUUGACAACUGGGACACUUCUUGAGACCGCGAUAGACCUCGUCGCACCUGCGGCAUGGUGGGAUAGAGCUUGUGAUAUUGGGCUGGUUAUUGGGACUUUUGUGCACGGAAUGGGGAAUUAUGAAGCCAUGCGAAACGAUGAGGAUCUUCCUUUCAUCCACAAUAUCCGCAAGUAUAUUGAAUCCGACGAAGCAUGUUGCACAGCUUAUUCUUCCUUCCAAGCCGCUGCAUCAGCGACACGCAAAGUGUUUGAUGUGGCCCUUGAGGAUACGAAAGCCAAAGCGGCGUUAGAGAUUCAAGCGGCGGUUGCUGCAGCCGCAGCGGCCGCAUCGGAACGGGAAAAGAAUGCCCUCGCUUUGCGCCAAGGUGGCGCGGCUGCCGAUGCCGUCUUGAGCAAUAUGCCGGCUCAGAAUGCCAAGAAGGAUGAUAUCCGCCCUGCAGAGGACCAGAGAUACGUAACUCUGCACCGCUUGAAGCAAUCUAUCGUGGCCGCGAUUCGCGGGACGGAGAGCGACGAGGUGGUUUCUCCAGUGGCGGUGGAAGAACCUUCCAGCGGGAAGAGCGGCGCAGGGAAGAAAGCAGCUACAGCCGCGGCAGUAGAGGUUGUCCCCGAUAGCGUUGCAAAUGCCACUGUGGUGACGCUGCCCAUGCCAGAUUCAAGAGUCUUGGACCGUCGCCUCCUUGAGGUUCUCAACAAAUUAGAAAGCAGCCUGGAUCACCGCACCGACUGCAAUUACAACUACUUGGAAGCUGGCAAUCAUUGGCAAGCACCCGAAGAUGUAAAAACUAGUGGCAAGGUUCGCAAGAAGGCGCUCGCUACGCUGUAUCCUUCGGGUGACGUGGUUUCCAACUUGAUCAGCGAAUACAGCGGCGUUGGCGUAAAUGGAACCCAGUGCGCAUCGCCACAUCGAAGUUUAGACGACGGGGGAGAUUACAGCAUUGGGGCAGCCAGCGCAGAACUGUAUCACAUUGCUCAUGGCACUGAAUCUCCUCGAUAUCUGCGCGCUAUUGGUGUCCCCAUGAAUCUCACUCGCAUUGCAAUCUCAGCCCUUGCACAUGCGGAUGCAUCCACGAUCGAAGAAAUGAUUGAUACUGAAAGUCGUCGGUCCGCCCGACUACAACAACAGCUGGAAGACUCUCAGAAAGCCUCUAAACCCGCCGCCGUUGGUAAGAAAGACAGCAAGACGGACAACGGAAACAACAAGGAUACCUCAAAGAGCGAUGCCAAUGGUCAAACCAAGGUUGAGCCAAGUGAAGACAAGGAAGAAAUCAAGAGCGAAGAGAAGACGAGCGACGGAGAAAAGGAAGAAAAGAUGCCAGAUGUGAGCAAAUCUGGACAGGAGUCACCAAUUGAGGACUCGGCUACUCUGGAAGAAACUAUCACCGCCAACGAGGACAGCAUUCCAGAAAGCUUUCGCGGCAACGCCAUGUUGAGAGCCGCCGUUUGCUCUGCAGUAUUACUAUAUGGAUUCCCGCCUGAUUAUAACACCGCCGAGACUGUGGACGCAUCCCUCUGGAGAUAUUCAAGAGAGCAAAGCGGGGCUUUCGAUGACGACGACGAGGAACCUGCGUCUCUCUUCAACAUGGAAACCUUCAUGGCUCAUGUGAAUGAGCUUGCCGAAGAUGCUGCACUACCAGAUCCAGACACCGUUCGAAGUUACGUCCGAAAGGUCUUGCUUCCCUUUUGUGUGCGUUUAUGCGUGGGAGGCAACGGACCUUCCGUGAAAAAUGCACGAGGUAGCAAGGGGAAAUUCGAAACUCCUCUCGGUAUCAAUGAGUAUCAAGAGCCAUCCAGGCAAGUCCAAUCGCCCCUUCCGGAUCCCUGCAUGGGGCCAGAAGAACAAUCUAUGGAAGCUGUCGGGUGCAGCCUUGCCAUUCUCCGUAGAGUACGCUUGAUGAGAUCGGCUUUCCAUGUCGCUGCAGGAGAUGUUGCGGUUGAUCACCUGGUAGAGUCAGCCAAGUCUGUCACCAUGUGCAAGAAUUUGGAGGAUCUUCCAUUGUGGUGGUGUCCCCCGGUACACGAUGUUGCAUUGCUGGCGCACGCGGCGUCAAGGGGCCUGUUUGCUGUAAUGAAGGACCGCGACGACUCCUCAAGUGCCUUUUCCCGGCAGUCUAUCGUACAGAGCAUGUAUUCGACCUUUGUAGCUGACGAGAAGGCACUUCCCAUGGUGAUCGUGGAGCGUUCUGCACCAGAAGAUGUCAACGAAUGGAUCGAGAUGCAUGCCGAGGAAUUCCCAACUUCCAAUACACUUGAACGACGACUUGCCUUCUUGUGUACAGAAGCCACUGUUGGACUGGAUGGCGAGAAUCGAUAUGACAAUCUGCCUAUGUUUGACCAUGGGGGCUGGCCACGCCUUUAG
Messenger RNA from Seminavis robusta, 7419 nucleotides. NCBI's taxonomy places the organism in Eukaryota, Bacillariophyta, Bacillariophyceae, Naviculales, Naviculaceae. The record is from the annotation of a GenBank genome assembly.